GCGUAUCCGCCAAUUAUUGCUCUUCUUGCUGUUUGGGUUUGAGAUUUUACUGAAAUUAUCUUAUUGCCAUGAGUGCAACUGAUCAAGCAGAUGGCAUUGUAUUGCCAAACCAUAUUAUUCAUUUGGAGGAUGAACCUACCCAUCUUCUUGUCCUCGUUCAUGGCAUCUUGGCGAGCACUAGUGACUGGACUUAUGCGCAAGCAGAACUGAAGAGACGGCUGGGAAGAAAGUCUUUGAUUUAUGCAAGUUCAUGCAAUGCUUAUAUCAAAACAUUUGCUGGGAUUGAUGGAGCUGGAAAACGACUUGCAGAUGAAGUAAUGCUAGUUGUGAAAAGGACAGAGAGCCUAAAGAAGAUUUCUUUUAUUGCACAUUCACUUGGUGGGUUGAUUGCAAGAUAUGCAGUUGCUGUUCUUUUUACACCGAACGUAUCGAACGCUGCAAAUACAAAGCCCGGUUGCUCUUCAAAUAAAGGGUUGAUUGCUGGGCUAGAACCAAUUAAUUUCAUCACCUUGGCUACCCCUCAUCUUGGAGUAAGAGGCAACAAGCAGUUUCCCAUUCUCUUGGGAGUUCCAAUCUUAGAAAAACUUGCUGCACCAAUGGCUGCAUCGUUAACUGGGAAAACUGGUAGGCAGCUCUUCCUCACAGACGGGAAACCAAAUGUGCCUCCGCUCCUCUUAAGAAUGGCAUCAGAUUGUGAAGAAAUGAAAUUUAUAUCUUCACUUGGCGCUUUCAAAUCCCGCUCCGUCUAUGCAAAUGCUUCUUAUGACUAUCUGGUUGGAUGGCGUACGUCCUCUAUAAGAAGGGACUCGGAGCUUCCCAAGCCUCCCAAACAAUCUUUGGAUGGGUACAAGCAUGUGGUAAAUGUUGAAUACUGUCCUCCAAUUACGUCGGAUGCUCCUCGUUUCCCUCCCGAAGCAGCCAAAGCAAAGGAAGCCGCUCAAAAUGAACAUAAUGCUACAUUACAAUACCAUGAAAUCAUGGAAGAGGAAAUGAUAAGGGGAUUGCAACAAAUAGGGUGGAUGAAGGUAGAUGUUAGCUUCCACUCAGCAUUAUGGCCCUUCUUUGCUCAUAACAACAUACAUGUGAAGAAUGAAUGGUUCCAUAAUGCUGGAGCUGGAGUCAUUUCUCAUGUAGCAGACAGCAUCAAGCAACAAGAGAAGCUAUGCAGAUUGAACCCAGCUUUUGUUGUUUCUAGCUUGUUUGACUCAAUCCAUACUUGCCCUGUUGAUUUUCGAGAAGGCGAUCACAGACAGGCAACAUCAUCAUUUGUAGCUGAUAUUCUCCUUCAUCGUUAUGUGGACGCUACCAAGAAACCAUACCCUCCUAAUGACUUGCGUGAGGACAUGAGACGGGAAUAUGGUGUUUCCAUGUCAUAUAGGAAAGCUUUACUAGUCAAACAGAAGGCAUUGACCAAGUUGUAUGGCUCAGAUGAAGAUUCCUACCAGUUAUUACCAUCAAUGUGCUAUAUGUUGGAGCAGAAAAAUCCAGAUCGUCAUGAUGGAAUUCUUUACGCUGUAGACAAGGUUUUCCCAAAUGUAGAACAUGGUCAUUGUACUGAGCACAUUGCCCGAAACAUACGAGGCAAGUUUAAGGGACCGAAAGAAGAUCUAGCGUGGAAGUUUAGGAAAGCCUGCCGUGCAGCAACUGAGUUUGAGCGUGAGGAGUAUUUGCAAAUGCUUGACGAACAAGAUUCAAGAAUUCGCUCUUACCUCUGGGACAUCGGCGAAUCUAAAUGGUCACGUUGCAAGAGUGGGCCAUUUCGAUACUCGAUAAUGACAUCUAAUGCUGCAGAAUCAAUGAAUAAUGUUAGCAACUCUGCACGCGAAUACCCUGUUUCGAAGUUAGUUGAUUUCAUUAGAGAAAGGAUGCAAAAAUGGUUCCAUGAACGCCAUGAGAGAGCUUUAUCUACGACAACAAUUCUUACUCAGAAUCUGGAAUCUGAGUUAAUAACUCUACAACGGGAUGCCUUCAAGAUGAAGCUAUUGCGUCUCGCCCUGGUUUGUCAUGUUUUGAUUUCAUCUCACCGUACUCCAGACGGGAAUCAUUAGUUGCAACUUACAAUGGCAUUGUGCACCCAAUAGGAGAUAAAUCAUCCUGGAGUGUUCCGCCGGAUGUUUCAUUAGUGAUUUGCAAGCCUCCAUCUUGUAAUAAGCGUCCCCCGGGUAGACCAAAGAAGAGGAGACUUCCAUCAGUCGGUGAAUUUCAAAUAGGCCAUAGGCGUAGAAAGCAAAGAUGCACACGGUGUUUGAAUUUGGGGCAUAACGUAAAAACAUGCAAAAACCCAAUACCAAAUUGACACUGCACUCUUUCAUAUUCCGUAUAAUAUACAAUUCUCAACGCU
Cuscuta campestris is the source of this 2341-nucleotide messenger RNA. Lineage: Eukaryota; Viridiplantae; Streptophyta; Magnoliopsida; Solanales; Convolvulaceae. The record is from the annotation of a GenBank genome assembly.